AUGUGUGGGACAGGUUCAUUGAAACAAAGUAUGGGAAGUCAUGCAGCAGAACAAGAAAAGAAACAGAAUGAAAAAGAGAAUCAGAAAGAACUUGGUAAAGAUGUCCAAUAUGGCUGUGUUAUACAGCUUCUUCAUCUGAAGAGUAACAAAUAUCUGACAGUAAACAAGAGAUUACCAGCUCAACUGGAGAGAAAUGCUAUGCGGGUAUCUCUAGAUGGUUCCGGCAAUGAGGGGUCCUGGUUCUACAUUGUACCAUUCUACAAGCUAAGACAGCCAGGAGAUAAAGUUGUUGUUGGUGACAAGGUGAUAUUAAACCCGGUGAAUGCAGAGCAGCCCCUGCAUGCUAGUAACUAUGACCUCCCUGACAACCCAGAGUGCAAAGAGGUCAACUCUGUCAGUUGUAACACCAGCUGGAAGAUGGUGCUCUUUAUGGACUUCAAAGACAACAUGGAAGAUGUUCUUAAAGGAGGAGAUGUUGUACGACUGUUCCAUGCUGAAGAGCAGAAGUUUCUCACAGCAGACGAAUAUAAAAAACAGCAGCAUGUUUUUCUCAGGACCACGCAGAGAUUGUCAGCUACGUCUGCUACUAGCUCAAAGGCAUUGUGGGAAAUUGAGGUUGUGCAACAUGAUCCAUGUAAAGGAGGGGCUGGUCACUGGAACAGUCUUUUUCGGUUCAAACACCUUGCUUCAGGACAAUAUCUGGCUGCAGAGAUUGACAAUGAUCCAAGAAUAGAUCCAACCAGACAGAAGUUGCGAGGCUCUCCUAUCGCUAAUGUAUACUGCCUAGUAUCUGUACCACAUGGGCAUGAUAUAGCCACGUUGUGGGAGCUAGACCCCACCACAAUGACUAGAAGUGACACCCUUGUUCCAAGGAAUUCCUAUGCACGUCUACAUCAUCUAUGUACAGGGACAUGGGUUCACAGUACAUCAUGUUUAGCCAUUGAUAAAGAUGAAGAUAGGCCUGAGAAAAAUAAGGUUGGUUGUGCACAGAUAAAGGAGGACAAAGAGGCCUUUAACAUAGUACCCGUACCUCCAAGUGAAGUCAGGGACCUGGACUUUGCUAAUGAUGCAAGUAAAGUGGCUGGGGAAAUAGCCAGCAAGCUGGAGAAAGGAUCUAUUACACAGAAUGAGAAAAGGAAUGUAACAAAGCUGCUGUCAGACCUGAUAUAUUUUGUGUGUAACCAGGAAUCUUCAGACACUGGCACAGAUCCCCUACAUGUAGAAAUGAUCAAUCCAAAUGACUGUAGGGAGAGGCAGAAACUGCUUAGAGAACAAAACAUAAUAAAACAGGUUUUCAAAAUACUGCAAGCACCGUUUAAUGAUCACGGGGAUGGUCCAGCAUUACGGAUGGAGGAUAUAAUGGACCAGAGACACGCCCCCUACAGGCAGAUCUGUAAACUGUGUUAUAGAAUAUUGAAGUUGUCUCAGCAAGAUUAUAGGAAAAAUCAGGAAUAUAUUGCGAAGAAUUUCCCGUUCAUGCAGAGACAGAUAGGCUACGACGUGUUAGCGGAAGAUACAAUCACAGCGUUAUUACACAACAACAGGAAGUUGUUGGAGAAACAUAUCACUGCAUCAGAAAUAGAAACAUUUGUUAAACUGGUCAGAAAAAAUAAAGAGCCAAGGUUUUUGGAUUACUUGUCGGACCUGUGUGUAUCCAAUAAAGUUGCCAUUCCAGUUACCCAGGAACUAAUCUGUAAAUGUUUACUUAGUGAAGAAAAUAAAGACAUUCUUAUAGAUACCAGAGUGAUAAAGACGCAGACAGAGGUAGAGAUGGAAGAUGAGAACCCCGAUGAUGGUAUCGUGGAGCCGUACUACACAUUAGAGGAGGAGGAAGACGUGGUCGUGAUAUGGAAGGAAGAUAACGGAGAACUACAACAAGAGGAGAUAAGAACACUAGCAACAAAUGCAGCAGAAGAUCCUUCCAGUAGAGAUAAAGCUGUACUCAAAUAUUACAGACACCAGUUAAACCUGUUCUCACACAUGUGUCUAGAUAGACAGUACCUGGCUAUAAAUGAACUUUCCAAGGACCUUGACAUUGAUCUCAUUCUCAGAUGUAUGUCAGAUGAGAAGCUACCAUUUGAGUUACGUGCCUCCUUCUGUCGUCUGAUGUUACACAUGCACGUUGAUAGGGAGCCACAAGAGACGGUUAAACCUGUGAAAUAUGCCAGACUCUGGAAGGAAAUACCUGCUCAAAUUGCAAUUGAAGAUUAUGAAUCCAACAUUGGUAAGGAUCCAGAAAAGGAGCGUGUGAAGCCAGCAUUUGCUCAGACAAUAAUGUUUGUGGAGGAUUACCUUACGGAAGUUAGUCAGGAUGGGUCAUUUGCUGAUAGGGAACAGAAUAAACUAACAUAUGAGGUUGUGAAUUUAGCUAGAGAAUUGAUCUACUUUGGUUUCUACACAUUCAGUGAUUUGUUACGACUAACAAAGACACUGUUGUCUAUACUUGACUAUGUACCAGAACAUAUGGGAGGUUUACCUGUCAACAAGCUGGCAGUCACAGCAGAGGACCCUGCUGAUGAUUUGCCUACAAAGAGAAGAACAGAGGACACUGAUACAAUGGUGAUGGAUACAAAACUUAGAAUUAUAGAAAUUUUGAAGUUUAUUUUGGAUGUGAGACUAGAUUAUAGAAUCACAUGUUUGCUUUCAAUCUUCAAACGAGAAUUUGACGAGAAUAAUGCUCCAAGAGAUACUGAUGGUUUAGAUUUGGAGAGUAUAGGGCAGCAGGCUGAGGAUAUUUUUGGUGGAAGUGCUGAGACAGCUGAACUUGACCUAGAUGAUCAGGGAGGGAAGAUGUUUCUACGUGUAUUGCUCAACCUUGUCAUGCAUAAUUACCCGGCACUUGUCUCCGGUGCUCUACAACUUCUCUUCCGACAUUUCAGUCAGAGGAGAGAGGUUCUACAAGCCUUCAAACAGGUACAAUUACUGGUGACAGACAGUGAUGUAGAAAAUUACAACCAGAUUAAAACAGAUCUGGAUGAGUUACGGAACCUUGUUGAAAAGUCAGAACUCUGGGUAUAUAAGGAAAAGAAGGGAGACGACUCUAAAAAGAAAAAGUCAGGAGAUAAAAAGAAUAAGAAACCUUUUACAUCAGAGAAAGGUUCAGCUAUUGAUCUGGAUUUGGGACCACCUAUUGACAAAAAACAUGCAGAAAAUUACAGGAUUAUUAAGAGGAUAUUGAUAAGGUUGACAAGUCUAUGUGUACAUAAUACAUCAGAAGGUGUGAAGGCACGCAAACAUGAGCAGAGACUUUUGAGAAAUAUGAGUGCUUACUCUGUAGUCCUUGAACUGCUACAGAUACCUUAUGAUAAGCAUUCUGACAUCAGGAUGAUGGAGCUGAUGAAAUUAGCUCACAAAUUUCUACAAUCAUUUUGUCUGGAGAAUCAACAAAAUCAAGCUUUGCUUCAUCAAAGUCUGGAACUGUUCCUCACUUCUGGGAUUUUGGAGACACAGACUUGCACGGCAAUCUUCAGGGACAAUGCAAUGUUAGCCAAUGAGAUAACAGAUAAUGUUAUACAACAUUUUGUACAUGCUAUAGAAACUAACGGUAGACAUGUACAGUAUCUGAAAUUCCUACAGACUGUAGUGAAGGCAGAGGGACAGUAUAUCAGGAAAACACAGGAUAUGGUCAUGGCAGAGUUAGUGAAUGUUGGUGAAGAAGUUCUUCUGUUCUACAAUGACCGACUGUCGUUCCAAAAUCUUGUGUCUUUGAUGCAGUCAGAAGAGUUGAGGAAUGAUGAUAAUAGUGUCCUUAACUAUCACAUCAAUCUCGUGCAGCUGCUGGCACUGUGUACCGAGGGCAAGAAUGUAUACACAGAGAUAAAGUGUCAUUCUCUACUACCGUUAGAUGACAUUGUUAGAGUGGUGACACAUAAAGAUUGUAUUCCAGAGGUAAAGUCUGCCUACAUCAACUUUCUCAACCAUUGUUAUAUAGACACAGAGGUAGAAAUGAAGGAGAUUUAUACCAGUAGUCAUAUGUGGACAUUGUUUGAAAACUUUCUUCUUGAUAUGGCUUUUGUGUCAAAUGCCACCAAUGAUCGUAAGCAUGCUGAUACAGCCCUUGAGAACUAUGUUACAAUCACAGUGAUGAGCGUUAUAUCUACAUUCUUCAACUCGCCUUUCUCUGACCAGAGCACUACUAUACAGUCGAGACAGCCGAUGUUUGUUAAGUUAUUACAAGGGGCAUUCAGGUUAUCUCACUGUUCAUGGCUUACUGGACCACAAAAUUUGAGCGUACAGGACUGCAUUAAAACAUUGUCAAAUAUAGCUGCUACUCAGUUUGAUCCAAAUACUACCAAACAGUAUUUCUUAGCAAAGAAUCGUGGGAUUGCCAUACCGUCUGACCUUGACACACAGGUUCACUCCAUGUUUGAAAAAUCCAACAUGAUGAAAAAGCACACGGCUAAAUGGUUGAGUGGUCAGCGACAGAAACGCGAGUCAGUGGCGUGUGUAUCACGUGAUUACAAAAAUAUUAUAGAGGGUCUUCAGGACAUAGUAGUGUUACUGGAAGACCAAUUAGCUCCCCUGGUUCAAGCAGAGUUGUCUGUCUUGGUAGAUGUUUUGCAUCAGCCAGAUUUGCUGUUUGCUGCAGGAACUGAAGAGCGCAAGAAAUGUGAAAGUGGUGGAUUUAUUUCUAGGCUAAUCCGGCACACAGAGAAGCUUUUAGAAGAAAAGCAGGAAAAACUAUGCAUCCAGGUCCUAGAGACGCUUAAGAAGAUGAUGAAGCUUGAAAAUGACUAUGGCGACAAGCCAGCUAAGAAAGAAUUGCAUAUACAUGCAGAGGCCAGAAAAAGGGUGGAUAUUAAAACUCUCACGAAAAAAGAACUUGAUGAUCAUCAUAGGGGAGAGGCACUGCGACAGAGUUUGUUGACUCGUUACUAUGGGAAACAUAAUUUGAAUCGUCAGGAUGUCUCGAUGGCAUCGAUAUCUCUGCGAGGUUCUAACAGAGAUGAUAGGACAUCAGACACUAUACCACAGAGGUCCGAGAUGAAGAUUCAUGAAGUUCAGUGUCAUUUGAACAAAGCUGGGGCAUCUGAUUUGAUUGUAGAUCUUGUAAUCAAAAACACAAAUUACAAGAUUUUUAGAGAGACUCUAGAGUUGGGUAUAGCCUUGCUUGAAGGUGGCAAUACUGUUAUACAGCAAUCACUAUGUGCAAGGUUAAAAAGUGAUAAGGACUCUGAGGUGUUUUUCCGUGUGUUUUACGGCUACAUGUUUGAAGCUCAAACUGAGAUCAAGAAUACAAUCAUGGUAAGCACAGCUGAGGUACUGACUGAGAAGAAGGUAGAAGACAGUAAACACCCUACAGGAAUACUUGGAAGGCAUAGAGAAGAACCAGAGGGGAUGGUGUUGCGUAGUAACAGCCAGGAUGAAGAUGGAGCUCCACAUACAGUGGAGGAUGCUCUAGCUGACAAGGCUAAUCGUGAGAAGGAUGAGAAGAAGUUGCCCAGCCAGAUAGCUAUUAUGGAACCAAUCCUUAGAUUCUUACAACUUCUCUGUGAAAAUCAUAACAGGGAUUUACAGAAUUACCUUCGUGAGCAGCCAGCAAACAAGAACAAGUACAAUCUGGUUACACAGACUUUACAGUUUCUUGACUGUAUAUGUGGAAGUACAACAGGCAAACUAGGCCUGUUGGGGUUGUACAUUAAUGAAUCAAACCGAGGCUUAAUCAACCAGACUCUCACAACACUCACUGAGUACUGUCAGGGACCUUGUCACGAAAAUCAAAAUGCAAUAGCCAUGCAUGAGAGUAAUGGAAUAGAUAUCAUCAUAGCCUUAGUCCUUAGCGAGAUUAGUAUGGAUCUUGUUCUCGAACUUAAGAAUAAUGCCUCCAAGCUAUUGUUAGCAAUCAUGGAGAGUCGACAUGACAGCGAGAAUGCAGAGAGAAUUUUAGUCAGCAUGAGUCCCCAACAACUUGUGGAACAAAUGACAGGAACUUUCAAACAGGCUUUGGCAGAGGGCGAUAUAGUUUUCGAUCAGGUUGAUGUUGGUAAAAGAGCGUUCCAGUCCGAGGAUGCUGUUGAAGAAGAGGAUGAAGAUAGAGAAGCUUCUCCCAAAGCUGUCGGUCAUAACAUCUUUAUCCUGGCUAAACAGUUAUCUCAACAUAACAAAGAUUUAGCAAACCUGUUGAAGCCAUGUGGAGAUCUGUAUGGUGAUCAGGCACUGGAAUUCUAUGCUAAACAUACAGCACAGAUUGAGAUUGUACGACAUGAUAGAACAAUGGAGAAGAUAGUGUUCCCAAUCCCUGAGAUCUGCGGUUUUCUGACGGACGAGACCAAACAUCACGUGUUUAACACUGCAGAGAGAGAUGAACAAGGUAGCAAGGUCUCCGACUUCUUUGAGAGAGUAGAAGACAUGUAUAAUGAAAUGAUCUGGCAGAGGGAUCUAAGAGCCAAUCCAUACCUUUCGUGGUUCAGCAGUCAUAUGUCAUUCUGGGGAAAUAUUGCCUUCAACUUCGCUGUACUGAUCAACCUGCUUGUAGCUUUAUUCUACCCAUUUGAAGAUAGCAAAAGAGAGUUAGAUUCACGCCUGUCUGGCCUUGUGUGGACGGCCAUGUUGGCAUCCCUAGCUCUUGUGAUCACCAUAGCAACACCGUCUAGCAUCAUCACAUUGAUAGCGUCAUUUAUCCUACGUAUGAUCUUCUCUGUAGGUGUUGAACCUACGCUCUGGUUGCUAGGAGUUCUAAAUGUUAUAAAUAAAGGUAUAUUCUUGAUAAGUAUGAUGGGAAACAGAGGAACGUUUAACAAACCAUGGCGACUUGUGAUCACAGAUUUCGGUUUUGUUUAUCAUGUUACACAUCUAAUAUUGUGUGUGCUGGGAUUGUGUGUUCAUGAGUUCUUCUACAGUUUACUGUUACUUGAUGUGAUAUACAGAGAAGAUACAUUGAUAAAUGUGAUAAAAUCUGUGACAAGAAAUGGACGCUCCAUUGUCCUGACCACAGUUUUAGCCGUCAUUCUUGUUUACAUGUUUUCUAUACUCGGAUAUAUAUUCUUCCAAAAUGAUUUUUUGAUGGAAGUGGAACUUUUACCAUCCAGUCCUAUUCCAAAAAAUAUUACAGAAGACACUUGCUCCAAUGAUACUUGUACAGAUACUGCUGUUAGCCAUUUUGUAGAGGAUGCAGAGGGUGCAGAGCCUGAACGACAGAGAGCAUGUGAUUCAUUGGUCAUGUGUAUAUUGACUACAUUAAAUCAGGGACUCCGUAAUGGAGGUGGGAUUGGUGAUGUGUUAAGAAAACCAAGUUCAGAUGAGCCGCUAUUUGUAGCCAGAUUUGUGUAUGACUUGUUGUUCUUCUUCAUAGUUAUCAUUAUCAUCUUGAAUCUUAUCUUUGGUGUUAUCAUCGACACAUUUGCUGAUCUGAGAAGUGAGAAACAAACUAAAGAUGAAAUUCUUCGGAACACAUGCUUCAUAUGUGGAUUACCAAGAAGUGCCUUUGACAAUAAAUCUGUUUCUUUUGAGGAGCAUAUUAAGAUAGAACACAAUAUGUGGCACUAUCUGAACUUUAUUGUUCUUGUUAAAGUGAAGAAAUCCACAGAGUUCACUGGCCCCGAGAGUUAUGUCUCAGAAAUGGUGAAGGAGAAGAAUUUGGACUGGUUCCCGAGAAUGCGUGCAAUGUCUCUGGCAGCGGAGGAAAAUGAGGGGGAACAGAACGAUUUACGUACGUUACAGACGCAGCUUAACUGUACCAAUGAAUUAGUCCAGUUGUUGUCACACCAGCUUAAUGACCUGAAAGAACAAAUGACGGAGCAAAGAAAACAGAAGCAGAGGAAAGGUUUCCUUCAUUCAGCAGCUACCAUGCCAACCAUGAUGCAAAAUGUGUGAUAUAUGACAUAAUAACAUUUAUAAUAUUUCGAGGGAUCACCGUCAUACAUGUACAUUGUAUCAUUUUUUUUUUCAUUUCAGAAGCAACAGCUCUUUAAUACAUCCUUAGUUUAUUCUUUUUAAUAUGGAAUUUCAUGACUGUAGACAUUGAGAGUUAUAGCAUAUUUAGUUACAUCAGAAAAAAAAAAAUCAUGAUAAAAAAAGGGGAAAGAAGUGGCCCCUUAACAUUUUGUAAGGGAGACAUUUCACCCUUAAAGCAGCUUCCAUAUUAUCUCACCAUGAUCAUCUUCAUUUUAAAAGAUUAAGAAGGAAACAAAACUAGAUUUGUGUGCCAAAAAAAAUGCUUCAUUAUUAUAAUGUAUUGAUCAGUAUCUUUUACAGUAUAAUAUACUAUAAUAGUUUCAUUUAAGAUACAUUAAACUUGCAAGGUUUUUUUUGGUGGGGGGGGGGGGUGGUAUUAUUAUGUUUGAUAAUAUAAGUGAUCAGUGGUGUAAUUUUGAGUUAUUGAUAGAUUUUUAUAUUAAAAAAUUCAAAAACGCUAAAAAAUGUGUAGAUGAAUUUUUUUAGGAAGGUGAAUUUGAGUUCAUUAACAAGUGUGGAGGUCAAUAUUGCCGAGGUAUGUAUGUAUGUGAAAUGUAAAAAAAAAUGUUUCAGAAUGCUAAAAACUGAAAAUAAAAAUAACAUGUUCCUUUAAUCUUUAUUACUUUGAAUAUGGCAGUGCUCUUAGUAAACUAAAGAAAGAAGACUGUCAUUAAAAUAUUGUGUCCAAUACAAGCAAAAUACAAACAAUAAUAUGUACAAAUCAUUGAAAUGUAUAUGCCACCAGUUUUAAAUGAGGCCAGCCUUCACUUCCGUCCAUGCAGACCAGAUUCUGUACUGUUUUGUCAAUUUCAGUAUGUUAAUUUUACAAGUACUUCGUUGAUUUACAGUAAUAAUGAGUUUUUGACAUUUCACAAAACUAAAUUUCAUGAGGAUGUUGAAAAAGUGCACGCCAUUUGUAUAGGAUUUUUUUUUCUUUUCAAAUGUUGGUUCAUAUUUGAUAUAGAAUGUACGAGAAAAUAGUCCUCUUGAGAAAAUAGUCCUCUCAUAUAGCAAGUUAGUACCUGCACUAAAGUGCCAUAAUGUAGUGGUGAAUGACUGCUCAAGGAAUAGUGAUAACAAAAAUUAUCAUUUUACUCUAAGGUUUGUGAUUCAUGAAUGAAUUUUUUUUUUUUUUUGAAAUAUAUAAAAAAAAAAUUGUUAUGAAAAGAUCACCGACUUAAUUAUUUUAUUACACAUGUAUAUGAAUUAAUAGGAGGUUACCCAUUAUGACACUAAGGUGGUAAUAUAUAAGUUACAUCCUUAUCUGUGCUGGAACUUAUUACUUAUUACCCCCUGAUGAGGCUGUGCCACUAGUAUAGAGCCAGGCCAGCCUGCUCGUACCUCAGGCCAGCCUGCAAGUACUUCAGGCCAGCCUGAACAUGGUGGAGCAGAUAAGCCCUUGCCUAUUUGUCACAAGGUCCCUCGGUAGUCUGACAAAACAUUGGAAUGUGGUGGCAUCCAUUUCCUUAGGACACAUUUCAAGGGAAUAUUCCAAGUUGUAUUAUUAUUUUGAUUAAUGUGUAAAACAUAUUAUUUAUACCCAGGCAUAGAAAUAUAUAUUGAGUUUAUUGCUUUUUUUACAUUAAUGAAAUUUUAUAUUGAUAAUAAUUAAUGUAUUGCAAUGUAUUAAUGAAUGGUAUUUACUAUUAUUACAAUUGAGUGAUGUUUAGUGGUCUGAUUUUUUAAUUAGGAUUUUUAUAAUCAUUCCUCUGGAACAGAAAUGUACCCAUUGUGUACCAUAACUGUCAUUUCAUAUAUAUAUAUAUAUAUAUAUUAUAAUUAUAUCUAGAAUAACUGUUUUUUACAAUUAACUUAAGAAUUAAAUCUUGCAUUAGGGACCUCUUUACCACUGCAGGUUGAAAUCCUUGGGAGGGGAGGGGGUUCCUUCUAGUGAUGAAGCUAUCCAGAUAUUAUAUGGAAGGUCUGGGACUCUACUAACUUGUGGAUUAGUGCAUGAAAUAAUUGCAUAAAGGGGCGCCAGAUAUUUUCCAUAACUAAUAACCCUGGAAUAUCAUUUUGUGACAUUUACACUGUCUUUGUGACCCCUCCCCCCUCAAAAAACAUUUUAAAAUACUACUGUUCCUCUAAAUGAUUAGUUGUGUGAGAGGUAAACUGUAAACUUACAGACACAGUGGUAUGAAUCACUACGCAGAAUGGCAUAUCAGAAAUAUAGUAUUUAUACAUGUAUAUAAUUAUUACCUUUUAUAAUGAAUCUUUUUUCCAUAUACCUUGAAUCUAUAUAAAUGUUGCAAUAUAUGUGUAGUGCUAAAUUGUCUCGUGUUCUUCUCUCAUAUAACUCUGAUCUGAUCUGUUGCUUUGUCUUUUCAUCUUUUAUAUUAUAUGUUUUCUGUUGUUUAUUUGAAAUUGUUAUGAUGUACAUGUAAUAAUGAUAAAUAUAUAUAUAUUUACGUAAACAUAAAUAUAGCAGGUGCUAAAGGAUGAUUAUUUGAAAUAAAGAUGUAUGUUAAAAAUUA
Molecule: messenger RNA, 10367 nt
Organism: Ruditapes philippinarum (Manila clam)
Lineage: Eukaryota; Metazoa; Mollusca; Bivalvia; Venerida; Veneridae
Product: inositol 1,4,5-trisphosphate receptor type 1-like
Exons: 58
Coding region: 1-7812 (2603 amino acids)
Biological process (GO): calcium ion transmembrane transport
Cellular component (GO): endoplasmic reticulum; membrane
Molecular function (GO): inositol 1,4,5-trisphosphate-gated calcium channel activity; inositol 1,4,5 trisphosphate binding
Source: RefSeq, a predicted model, not a curated record